AUGCCUCCCAAGAAGCAGCAGAAUGAGCCCAAGAAGAAGAAGGCCACGGUCGAGGAUAAGACCUUUGGCAUGAAGAACAAAAAGGGUGGCUCGGCCAAGAAACAGAUUGCUCAGCUACAGGCCCAAGCGGCAUCCAACAAGAACGCCGAUGCAAAGAAGAAGGAAGCCGAGAAGGCCCGCAGAGAGGCCGAGAAGAAGGCCGCCGAGCAGGCCAAGAAGGAGGCCUUGGAGCUGUUCAAGCCCGUGCAGGUUCAGAAGGUUCCCUUCGGUGUGGAUCCGAAGACUGUGCUUUGCGUUUUCUACAAGCAGGGUAACUGUGAGAAGGGUCGCAAGUGCAAGUUCAGUCACGACGCGAGUGUUGAGCGCAAGGCGGCCAAGAAGGAUCUCUACACCGAUUCCCGAGACAAGAAGGAUACGAUUGACGACUGGGAUGAGGAGAAGCUGCGCAAGGUCAUCCUCAGCAAGCACGGUAACCCGCGCACGACUACGGAUAAGGUCUGCAAGUACUUCAUCGAGGCUGUCGAGAACCAGAAGUACGGUUGGUUCUGGACUUGUCCUAAUGGAGGUGACAAGUGCAUGUACAAGCACAGUUUGCCCCCUGGAUUCGUUCUGAAGACGAAGGAACAGAAGGCCGCCGAGAAGGCUCUCAUGGACAAGUCGCCACUGAACACCUUGACCCUCGAAGACUGGCUGGAAAGUGAGCGACACAAGCUGACCGGCAACCUGACACCCGUAACGCCCGAGACCUUCGCCAAGUGGAAGAAGGAGCGUCUUGACAAGAAGGCUGCCGAAGAGCAGGCCCGCAAGGCCAAGGAAACCACUGGACGGACACUGUUCGAGGAGGGCAACUGGCGUGCUGACGACGAGAGCAGUGACGAGGAAGAGGACGAUGGCGCGUGGAACCUGGAAGCUUUGCGGCGCGAGACGGAGAGGAUCCGCGAGAGGAAGGAAGAGGAACGCCUGGCAGCGCUGCAUGGCACACCAGUGCCGGUUUCGAACGACGAGACGAUUGCACAGGAAGGAGCUGGCUGA
Aspergillus niger is the source of this 1032-nucleotide messenger RNA. RefSeq lists its product as uncharacterized. Gene Ontology annotation, molecular function: mRNA binding; metal ion binding. NCBI's taxonomy places the organism in Eukaryota, Fungi, Ascomycota, Eurotiomycetes, Eurotiales, Aspergillaceae. Gene Ontology annotation, biological process: cytoplasmic translation. Gene Ontology annotation, cellular component: cytosol. The coding region runs from base 1 to 1032 and encodes 343 amino acids. The transcript has 5 exons. The record is from RefSeq and is a predicted model, not a curated record.